This is a messenger RNA of Wasmannia auropunctata (little fire ant), 473 nucleotides long. Its product is annotated as juvenile hormone epoxide hydrolase 2-like. Bases 114 to 473 code for a protein of 119 amino acids. The transcript is spliced from 4 exons. The record is from RefSeq and is a predicted model, not a curated record. Lineage: Eukaryota; Metazoa; Arthropoda; Insecta; Hymenoptera; Formicidae.
CCGUAAUCGGUAGAUGGGUAGAUCAGAACGGUGCAGUACGUACUGAUACUUAUCGGCGAGUGGAUGCGUAUAGUAUAUUGUGUUCGAACGACAUAUUAACACUUGCUUAAAUAAUGGUUUGUCUUCUGUGCGGCGCGUUUCUCCUCGGUUGCUGCGCAAUACUGUUUACUUUAACGAGAAGAUACUUUUGCUCCCGUGGGUCGCCAAAGUUAACGAAGUUACCGGAAACCUGGUGGACGCCCGGCACCGAGGGCUCUGUCAACAAUGACAUUAGACCGUACAAAGUUACCUUUUCCGAAGAGGUGAUAAAAGAUUUAAAAUAUCGAUUAGAGAUUGUUUCACUCCUUAAAAAUAAUAAAGGAUUUGAAGUACCGAUUAUAAAGCAGAGUAGACCUCUGACACCUUUAUUGAAAGACGUUGCCUGGAAUUACGACACUAACACCGAUACCUUGCGCGAACUUCUUGAUUACUAG